CCUUCCGCUUCCUCCUGACUUCUGUCUCGCUGCUGCUGCUCCUCGGUCAGGGUGCCUGUCCAGGCUCUCAUCACCCCCGGUGCCUGCAGAAACGCUCCGUGCCCUGAACUGUCACCACCACCGCCCCUCAGGCCUCGGACACGAUGCAGGCCAUCAAGUGUGUGGUGGUGGGAGAUGGAGCCGUGGGCAAGACGUGCCUGCUCAUCAGCUACACCACCAACGCCUUCCCGGGAGAGUACAUCCCCACUGUGUUUGACAACUAUUCAGCCAAUGUGAUGGUGGACAGCAAGCCCGUGAACCUGGGGCUCUGGGACACGGCUGGACAGGAGGACUAUGACCGCCUCCGGCCGCUCUCCUACCCGCAGACGGAUGUCUUCCUCAUCUGCUUCUCCCUCGUCAGCCCAGCCUCCUACGAGAAUGUCCGUGCCAAGUGGUUUCCUGAGGUGCGGCACCACUGCCCCAGCACACCCAUCAUCCUGGUGGGCACAAAGCUGGACCUGCGGGACGACAAGGACACCAUCGAGAAGCUGAAGGAGAAGAAGCUGGCGCCUAUUACCUACCCGCAGGGCCUGGCACUGGCCAAGGAGAUUGACUCGGUGAAGUACCUGGAGUGCUCCGCCCUCACCCAGCGAGGCCUGAAGACCGUCUUUGACGAGGCGAUCCGCGCUGUCCUGUGCCCCCAGCCCACACGGCCGCAGAAGCGGCCCUGCAGCAUCCUCUAGGGGACGUACCCAGCCCUCCCAGCCAUGGGAGGUGCUUCUGACCCUUCAGGGCCCCCAGCAAAAGCCCGACGGCACCCCGACUGGCCAUGCUGUCCCCUCCCUGUGGCGUCUCUUAGCAGAUGGCUUCAGAGCUUGGUUGAUCAUCUUCUCUGUGCUGGAGGCCCUCUGGGGCCCGAAGGGUAUGAAUUUGUAGGCGCUGCAUCCCCAUCCCCUCAUGCUCCUGCACUCCCAGGGGCCAGAGGGGAGCCCCAGGACCCAAUAAACCACCCCUGCGUUGCUGCGGUCAGACGCCCCCACAUAGCAUCAUCUACCUGUAUAUGCCUUCCAUCCAAUGCCUGAAUCCCCUCUGGAAACGUCGGGCCAGAUGGUUGCCAGCCACCACUUGUGUAUGUUCAGGGACAAGUCUCUCCCUCCUGAGGCAGUUUACUCCAAUAUCGAUGGUUUUUCUUGUCUGAAAGUUCUCCUACUGAGCUAAAAUGUCUCAGCAGUUUACUUCUCUGGUCUUAGUCCUCUUUUGGGACAACAUAAAACAUUCAUAUUUUCUAAAAUGUUUGCGGGCAUCUGCCCAGCCAGUCAAGAGGCUGGGUCCGGCUGACUCCUGCCAUCUCAAGCCUUUCUGCUCCACUCACAGGAUCCUGAGCUGCAUUUACUUGUGAGAGUCUUAAGACUUUCAGACCCUGCCAGUCAGGACUUUUGCCAUUGCAAAUAGAAACCCAGUUCAACCUGCUUAAGCAGAAAAUAAAUCUAUUGAUUCAAGGUUGGAAA
Messenger RNA from Camelus dromedarius (Arabian camel), 1487 nucleotides. It is a transcript of the gene RAC2, whose product is annotated as Rac family small GTPase 2. Gene Ontology annotation, molecular function: GTPase activity; protein kinase binding; GTP binding. Gene Ontology annotation, biological process: regulation of actin cytoskeleton organization; motor neuron axon guidance; regulation of cell shape. Lineage: Eukaryota; Metazoa; Chordata; Mammalia; Artiodactyla; Camelidae. The record is from RefSeq and is a predicted model, not a curated record. The coding region runs from base 144 to 722 and encodes 192 amino acids. Gene Ontology annotation, cellular component: cell projection; cytoskeleton; cytoplasmic vesicle. The transcript has 7 exons.